This is a messenger RNA of Gasterosteus aculeatus aculeatus (three-spined stickleback), 967 nucleotides long. RefSeq names its product actin binding transcription modulator (gene abitram). Gene Ontology annotation, cellular component: dendrite; nucleus; lamellipodium. Gene Ontology annotation, molecular function: actin monomer binding; actin filament binding. The record is from RefSeq and is a predicted model, not a curated record. Lineage: Eukaryota; Metazoa; Chordata; Actinopteri; Perciformes; Gasterosteidae. Gene Ontology annotation, biological process: dendrite morphogenesis; regulation of filopodium assembly; regulation of actin filament polymerization.
UGCCGACGGACUUUGCGGUGUCACACCAAAUGCGGUCCGUCACGCGAAGUACUGUCACAGAAUUGUGUACAUUUACUCUUUAUCGGUGCAACUUGUUUAGUGAAUAUACUUUUGAUGGAUUGCGUGGAGCAGACAGACACAGAAGCGACGGCGCCGUCGGUCAUCGACCGGUAUUACACGCGAUGGUUCCGGGCCGAUAUGAAGGGGAAACCGUGUGAGGACCACUGCAUCCUGCAGCAUUCAAACAGACUCUGUGUCAUCACGUUAGCGGAGACUCAUCCGAUCCUUCAGGACGGACGGGCGAUCAAAAGCAUCAAUUACCAGAUCAGUAAUGGUUGCAGUCGGCUGAACAACAAAGUAUCUGGAAAGUCCAAGCGGGGGGGUCAGUUCCUUACUGACUUUGCACCUCUGUGCCGGAUAACGUGCACAGAUGAAACCGAAUACACAAUCUACAGUUGCAUCCGGGGUCGUCUUCUCGAGGUCAAUGAGAGUAUAUUAGAAACCCCUACUCUCCUGCUGGAAAAGCCGUCCACUGAAGGAUACAUUGCCGUCAUCUUGCCAAAGUUUGAGGAGAGCAAGAGCAUAACAGAGAAUCUUCUGAGCAGAGAGGAGUUCGAGAGCGUCGUCUCCAAGCGAACUGUUGCCCAAUCUCAACCAUCGUGACUGAGCUCCACAUUCUGGUCUCACUGCAGUCAAAACUAUUCUGCCCCUCGUCGGGUCGGACUAAGACCGACGACCGAGAGACACCGUUUGUUUUGGCCACUUCAAAAGGACUAUUUCAUAUGAUGCAAGCUGUGCACUGCGCCUGUGUACUUCAAGUUCUUUAAUCAUUUAGUUCAUUUUAUAAAUGAGUAAUGGAGGAAAACAUUACAAUUUACUUGAAGUCUGUUAUAAGCACAACGAAUAUUUAAUUUGAAUUAUUUUUAUAGAAUGUCAAUAAAUACAACAAACGGGAAUUUAAGAAAAA